Aspergillus versicolor CBS 583.65 is the source of this 2388-nucleotide messenger RNA. RefSeq names its product Zn(II)2Cys6 transcription factor. NCBI's taxonomy places the organism in Eukaryota, Fungi, Ascomycota, Eurotiomycetes, Eurotiales, Aspergillaceae. The transcript has 2 exons. Gene Ontology annotation, molecular function: zinc ion binding; DNA-binding transcription factor activity, RNA polymerase II-specific; DNA binding. The record is from RefSeq and is a predicted model, not a curated record. Bases 1 to 2388 code for a protein of 795 amino acids. Gene Ontology annotation, biological process: regulation of DNA-templated transcription; DNA-templated transcription.
AUGGGAAAACCAGAAACACAUGCCUUGAAACAAUCGAACCUCGACCCGUCCGCACCGAAGAAUCUAAAGAAACCCAAAAAGCGCACACGUAGUCGAAUCGCCUGCGACUGGUGCCACUCCAAUCAUGCGCGAUGCGAUCGAGAAUUCCCGUGUUCAAGGUGCCUUAGCAAAGGUACUCCUUGUGAAUUUACCAGGCUGCGUCGCAAGCGAGGACGUCACGCAAAGAUCGAUGUUGUGGAAACAGGUGAACGUGAUGUGUUAAACACUGCGCCAAAUGCCGCUGUUUCGUCUCCAGGCGAUCAAUCAACAGCCUCGUCGACAAUUUCCAGUUUGCAGACACCAAAUGCUCCUCAACAAGGUUUAUACUCGGCACAUGGUUUGACGGUUAUCAGUCCAGGUGCUGAGGAACUGCCAUCGUUCGAUGGUAUCCCGUGGGGUUUUCAGGGAAUUGAAGAAAAGGAAGAUGAAAUUGAGGACUUAAUGUUGGGACAGGAUUCACGUUCCAAUAAUUUCCCCAUAAGAACAGGUUUGGAUGAGAGUUCAUUCUCCUUGGGGCCCCCAACCGUUGGAGAUUUCACUGAGAAUGAACCUUAUGCGCUUCCUGGAUUAGACUCUGGGAUUGCUUCUAGAUCUCAGGAUGUUAUACCGUCUCUAAGGUACCCCGUUUUACAACCCUUAAUGCCGUUCAUCAAGACGGAACUCUCCCCUGACCUGGCAUGUGGCCUUCUCGACCUCUACUUCGCCAGUGCUUUCCCAACGCAUAUGCACCCCCUUUGCAAGCAUAUACAAUGCUUCGUAUUGAGGAAAUCCUCUUUCCUGACUGAAAGGAAUUACCGCCUUACUAGUCCCGCUCUAUUGGCCAGUAUGCUAUGGGUGGCUGCGUCGGACGAUCAUGCACUCUCCCUACCUAUAACAGCUCAUUAUCGAAAGGAGCUCUGCCAGUUCCUCGGUUCGCUCACUGUUAAGCUAUUGAAACCUGAUACAGCUACUAAUAAGCCAUCUCUACCUAUGAGUGAGCCAAGAAACUUCGAGACCAUGUUCUGCCCUCCAACGCCUGGUGAUGGUACACAGAGCUUUAGACACCCUGUCGGUUCUCUGGACGAUGUGAUUACGUAUAUACAUAUUGCCUCUAUUACUUCAUCAAGUGAAAAGAGCGCACUCAGCCUGAGAUGGUGGUAUGCAGCUUUUACACUCGCACGGGAGCAGAAGUUGAACAGAGAAAUAGAGACGACAUCGAAUUCUGAUGGUCAUGCCUUGUCCUUCUCGUAUAUGAGCACAUCCUUCGACCUUUCGGUCUCAACCCAGAAACCUCUAGGCUGCCUGUGUUUUCGAAGUCACGGCUCCGCAAUCCAACUCACGGAAGAACAGCGCGAAGAGCGUCGCAGGGUUUGGUGGUUACUGUACAUGACGGACCGUCAUUUAGCAUUGUGCCACAGUCGACCUCUGAUGCUUCUGGAUUCCGAGAGCAAGGAUCUUCUUCUCCCCCUCGACGAAGAAGCAUGGCAGGCGGGAGAAAUACACAGCAACAGCACACACUUUGCUGGUCCUCAUUGCAUGAUAUCAGGAUCUAAGAAUAUGCGACGCAUAUUUCCUGACUUCACAUGCCGUGAUACAUCGAUCUUCGGGUUUUUCCUACCCCUGAUGACUAUCAUGGGUCAAAUAAUUGAUCUCAAUCAUAUUAAGAACCAUCCUAUGCUUGGACCGGAAGCCCUCCGGCAGGACGGAUGGGAGGGUCAACUCCAUGAAGUCCUUCGCCAGCUUGAUCUAUACGAAGCCAGUAUCGCCUCCUUUAUCACGAGCGCCCUUGACCUCAAAGCAUCGCCAGGAUCGGCAACGACCCCCAACACGACAGAGCGGUCGGAAACCCAGGCAUACUUCUGGCUCAUACAAACAGUCACCUCCUAUGCGUCAUAUUACAUUGAUGUACUUCAUAUUCUCCAGGAUGGUAAGUGGGAUCCAGUUUCACUCACGCAGGAUAAAAGCUUCUGGGAUUCCUCGCCAAACUUUGCAUCUGCGAUACCACAUGCCCUUAAAGCAGCCGACUCGGUCAGACAAAUCCUGAAAUUUGACCCCGACGUCAGCUUCAUGCCGAACUUCUUCGGGAUCCAACUACUUCAAGGCGGCUUCUACUUCCUCCUUAUUCUUGAAAGAUUACAGGAUAAGGCAGGGGAGCCGUUCUUGAGUGCUUGUGAGGUUAUGAUUCGGGCCACCGAGUCCUGCAUUGUUACGCUGGAUACUGGGUUUCAGAGACACUUCUGCCAGAUCAUGCGGAGCACUUUGGCACAGGCCCGCGGGCGCCCUGCCAUCCAUUACGAAAUUAAACAGCGACGAAGGGCCAUCUCGGCUCUAUACCAGUGGACUGGGGCAGGCACCGGGUUGGCCGUCUAA